AUAAAAUAAUUGCCAAGUUGUUGGCAAAUAGACUCAAAAGAGUAAUGGAUGGCCUUAUAGGAGAACAACAAAUGGCAUUAUUGAGUAGAAGGCAACUGUGUGAGGGGGUGGUGAUUGCAAAUGAGUUUGCUGAUGACAUUAUCCUUUUUGGUCAAGCAACAGAAGGAAAUGUGAGGGCAGUUAAAGGUAUUAUGAGAGCUUUUGAGCUUGUCUCUGGACUAAAAGUUAACUAUGGGAAGAGUAUGCUGGUUGGGAUCAAUGUUUGUGAUGAAUGGCUUUCUAAAAUAGCUUGCAUCCUUAACUGUAAAGUGGGAGAGAUUCCUUUCAAAUAUUUUGGGGUUCCAGUUGAAGGAAGCAACUAUAAAUUAGAUGGGAAAUUGGAGCAAUGGCACUUGGUCCUGGACAUUAGGUUGGGGAAGGGACUUACUAUCGAGAGAGGCAGAGAAGGUGCAAGAGUUAGAGGAACUGUUGUCGUCAUCAACAAUCAUACAAGGGAGAGCAGACACAUGGGUUUGGAGACAUGGCAAGGAUGGCAAAUGCUCAACAAAAAUGGGGUAUGCGAUCCUCAAACAAUCCGCAAUGAUGGAUGAUGAAUUCUUCAAGACAAUAGGGAAUUCCAUUGUGCCAAGUAAAACAAAAGCUUUCCU
Rubroshorea leprosula is the source of this 647-nucleotide messenger RNA. The record is from the annotation of a GenBank genome assembly. Lineage: Eukaryota; Viridiplantae; Streptophyta; Magnoliopsida; Malvales; Dipterocarpaceae.